Messenger RNA from Rubroshorea leprosula, 1391 nucleotides. Lineage: Eukaryota; Viridiplantae; Streptophyta; Magnoliopsida; Malvales; Dipterocarpaceae. The record is from the annotation of a GenBank genome assembly.
GAAGAUAGGGAGAAGCAGAUGUGGUUGAGGUCAUCGAGUUCGAAUCCUUUCUUUGGAUGUAGAUGCUUCGAUCGAAGAUAGGGAGAAGCAGAUGUGGUUGAGGUCAUCAGCUUGGAAUCCUUUCAGGUAAGCGAGUAUGGGGUGCUGGGCUUGUCAGCUGAGGAGUGUGUGAACAAAUUCUGGGUUUAAUUUCCGUGUUCUUUUCUCUGAUUUUGAUUUUCAAUCUCAAAGCUUGCGAGUUUAUUAUUUCAAAGUUUUGAAUCGGGAAAUUUGGGUUUCGGUUAGAAUCAGAAGAAUUUUUGUUUUGAGGCUAGGGAGGCUUUAGAGACUGGAAUUUGGCUUGAAAUGGUGGUGGUUGUGGCGUUGCCGGUGACGGUGGAAGUGUGGCACCGCCGCUGGAAAUUGAGAAAGACAUCUGUAAUGGUCAAACGAGAUUUUCUUCCUCUCUCAUGUCUGAAAAAUGACCCUACCAUUCCUCAACCAAAACUACUGAACCCCGUAUUAGUGGGAAUUUUCUUGCAAUGUCACUUUUUUUCAUUUUAGCAAUAUUGGAAACUGGAAGCUUUCAAGCUCUCUCUGAAGAAGUUUUAAUUUUGAAGGUUUGGACAAUUCUCCACAAUGCCUUUAAAUUUAGGUUCAUUAGUGUCUAGUUUAACUCUUUUUUCUUUAGGUGUUGUUUCAGGUAUAGCACAGAUAAUAGGUCUGUUUUUUAUUCCAGAAUCCCCUAGAUGGCUGGUGAGUUAUUCUGUAAUCCUGAUCAAUAUGUUGUUCUCUUUCCUCUGAUGCUUUUAAAGACAGAAAAAUUUUUAGCCAAAUAUUAAAAUGAACUGCACUUUAUUUUUUAUUUUUCAAGUUAGUGCUACAAAGAAAAAUCAAAAUGCUCUAAGAUUACCCGCUUGGUGGCAGGCAAAAGUUGGUAGGGAUAAAUAGUUUGAAACUUCUCUGCAGCAUCUAAGAGGAGAGGACGCGGAUAUAUCUGGGGAAGCAGCAGAUAUCAGAGAUUAUAUUGAAACUUCUCGGCAAGAAACAGAAGCUAGAUUUCUGGAGCUAUUUCAAAGGAGAUUUCACUCUUUGUGAGCUUGAUAAUAACCAACUGAUCCAUUAAUAAUUCUUGGGGAUUAAUGUUGGAAUUCGUUCAGGUUGGGGUUGUACUAAUGGCAUUGCAACAAUUAGAAGGCAUAAGUGGAUUGGCAUAUUAUUCUAGCAGCAUAUAUGAAGAAGCCGGUAAAUUUUAGGCCCUUAGCAUUGCAUUCUAUGGUAUAUAUAUAAUACACUAUUCAACUCUUUACUUUUCUGUAAAACAAUGAUUUACAAUAUUAAGAGUUGCGAUAGGAUUCUCAAGUAGCAUCGGAUUGAAAGUUGUACCUCUGCCUUAGCUGCAGAAUUAUGGG